Messenger RNA from Recurvomyces mirabilis, 1011 nucleotides. RefSeq lists its product as uncharacterized. The transcript is spliced from 2 exons. Lineage: Eukaryota; Fungi; Ascomycota; Dothideomycetes; Mycosphaerellales; Teratosphaeriaceae. The coding region runs from base 1 to 1011 and encodes 336 amino acids. Gene Ontology annotation, cellular component: nucleus. The record is from RefSeq and is a predicted model, not a curated record.
AUGACCAAACUCCUCGUCGUAGUGGGAGCCACAGGCAUGCAAGGAGGUUCCGUCAUCAACUGGUUCCAGCAACAUGAAUCAACCUGGAGAAUCCGAGGCCUUACCCGCGACCCAUCAUCGGCAGCCGCCUCUGAUUUGGCCAAAUCUGGCAUCGAGAUGGUCAAAGCAGAUCUCUUCGACCUGGACUCCCUCCAGGCCGCUUUCAGGGGCGCCAACUACAUCUUCGCCUUCACGGACUUCGGUGCGCUGAUGAAAGGCGCACUGGCUAGGUUCCAAGCAGGCGAGAUAGCCGCGCCCAUUGGCGCUGAGACGUACAGGUUGGAAGCCUCGCAAGGACGCAAUAUAGCUGAUGCCGCUGCCACGGUCCCGGAACUGGAGAGGCUGGUCUUCAGCACAGAGCCGAAUGUCAAGAGGUUGAGUGGUGGGAAGUACGAGCAUGUCUACCAUUUCGAUGCCAAGGCUGCUGGGUUGGAGUAUAUGCUCGGUCUCGACGCACUGAAGGGCAAGGUCAGUGCGGUCAUGCUGGGAGUCUUCGUGGCAAGUGUGAAGAAGAUACAGCAUUUGUGGGGCCUCAAGAUGGUUGACAGGAUAGCUGUGUGGUCGCCACCUUUCGAAGCGGAUCUACCACUGCCGUGGGUGGAUGUGCAGAGGGAUCUGGGCUCAUUCGUGGAAGCCUUGAUUCGUACAUCUGCGCCCACGCAGGUGUUUGUGGUCAGUGAGUGGCUGAGUGGACAGCAGUGGCUGGACCAAUGGACCAAGGUUACGGGUGUGCAAGCUCGAUAUGAGGCCGGCAUGAGUUUGCACGAGCGGGUUGACAAGGAUCCCACUGGUCUAUCGUUGCACUUCUCGCAGACGAUGAGGUACAUCGAGGAUUUUGGAUAUACUUGUGGCGAUCCGAGUGUAUUGAUGCCCGAAGAGCUCGAAGCAAAGGGCUGUUCGGUCCAUCGAACUGGCGUCGCCGACUACAUAGAUCGUGAGAGCUGGUCGGAGAUCGUACGUCAAGCCUCGUGA